CUGAGUUAGACACGGUCAGUUAUAAUAGGAUAUCCAGCUAAGGUCGUCGUGCAUUAGGAACGGAUCAAAAACAACCCUCAAUUUAAACGCUGCGUUAUUUUUUUAAUUGUUUUGUCUUAUAACGUCCAAUCAAAUCAAGUGAACGGAAAUCGCACAAAUGAUUUAAUAAAUUCAAUUAUAUUUACAGCGUUUAUAACUUUGUUUUCUUGUGUCGAUCUAAAUAAGUGAACGUAAAUAGCACAAGUGUAGUUCUUAAUUAGUUACCAAAAGCGUUUUAUGUUUUUUUUAUUAAAUCGUUCUAAAUAAGUGAACAAAAAUUUCCGUCAGUUUAAUAUUGAUUCCUAAAAAAAAAGUUUUGUAAUUUUUGGUUAAACCGUUCUAAAAAAGUGAAUUCAAACUUCGGUUGUGUAAUAUUUUUAAUUACAUUUAUAGAAGUGUUUUCAUUUUUUUUUAAGCGUAAAUUACGUGAAACGUGGACAUGAAACAUUUUUAAUUAGUUAACAAAAGCGUUCUUGAGAAGUGAACUAAGUGGAAAGUGUAAAGAUGGAGAUAAUAAAAAUCUUCUACAUCUGGACAAUUUUAACGUUCGUUGUACUACAGAGUGUAAUAGUAGGAAGUCAAGAAAGCUCAUUCGAGCUUCCGGUGCAAUUGUUUGGUUUCCCUUUCAUCAUAAUGGCGGUUAGGAUCACAAAUUUCAUUAAGAAACUCUCUUACGCUGUGAGCCCAGCUACAUACCGCUCCAGAAAUCGUCGCGAGUUGACUUUAGCGAGUGACUCCGAGCCGUAUGACUCGCAAGAAGUAGAGAAGUACAUCGUAGGAGAGUUCGGCGCGCGAGCCUGCGUGUUUGAGAGAGUGUGCGCGCACUAUGCAACCAGAGCGCGAUCACAGCCGCGACCACAGAUGAAUUGGUCUGAUGUAUUCAGACAAUACAAGCGUUCACCAGAGCAGGCCAAAGAGCUGUAUCUACUGAGCGUAUUCCUCGGAGACAUCGUGGGGUCGCCGCAACUGUGCCACCAGCUAGCCAAGAGGCGGGCUUGUGAUGACACCUUGCUAGCCGACAAUCAUUAACGUUUAGACAAUAGAUUAAGAAUAGUCUAAGAGCCCGUGAACU
Bicyclus anynana (squinting bush brown) is the source of this 1111-nucleotide messenger RNA. RefSeq lists its product as uncharacterized. The coding region runs from base 544 to 1068 and encodes 174 amino acids. The transcript is spliced from 3 exons. Lineage: Eukaryota; Metazoa; Arthropoda; Insecta; Lepidoptera; Nymphalidae. The record is from RefSeq and is a predicted model, not a curated record.